Molecule: messenger RNA, 312 nt
Organism: Adineta ricciae
Lineage: Eukaryota; Metazoa; Rotifera; Eurotatoria; Adinetida; Adinetidae
Source: the annotation of a GenBank genome assembly
AUGGCUACUGCGUCAUCGUCGUUAGUCAAACAAAUGCAAACAGAUGUCAUACAAGAAACGAAUAGAGCGAAUGGAGAUGAUGUGCAAAAAGAAAAAGAACUGAAAUUUCGUGCUAUGUUCGACUAUUCAUUAUCCACUCCACGGUAUUCGUCAUUGUCAAACUGGUCUUCAAGUGACCAGUUACAGAAACGGAAAAGACUUCUAAAACAUCCAUUUUAUAUCGGCUUUAGUCAUGCUACCAACAAUCAACUUGUGCUUUAUGGUCAAAUGACUUCUGCGAACGGUCAAUAUACAAAGCAGAUUAUCCGAUGA